CAAACAUUACUGAUUAGUGUUGCCCCAACUUGGAACCGAGGGUGUAAUUUGACGACAAAUUCCCCCAAAUUGUGUUAAAUUUGUGUGCGUUUGGUUGUAUUUAACACUUAGCCGACGUCGUCGUGAGGUUUAAAUCGCUGCUUGACUGCUGUAAAGUUAGCCGGUGUGAAGAUUCCAGAUACUGUACAUUGAGUACACUUGCAAUGAAAGCUGGUGCAGUCCACUGCCAUUGCCCAAAAUGCUACUCCAUCCCGGUUCGAAAGAGGGUCCGCCUGCGCACGCCAAGCAUCACCUUGUUGAGUCUGCCCGAGGAGGUCCUCCUCUGUGUGCUCCAGUGCAUCUCUGCUGAGGACCUGCUGUCAGUCAGGGCUGUUCAUUCUCAGCUGCGUGACAUUGUUGACAACCACGCCAGUGUUUGGGCCAGGGCCAGCUUCAGAGACACUUGGCCCUCCCCCGACAAUUUAUGGUUGUUUGAUAGAGCUGCUGAAAAGGGGAAUUUUGAAGCGGCAGUCAAGUUAGGGAUUGCUUAUUUGUACAAUGAAGGACCGCUGCUGAGCGACGAGGGCCGUGCGGACGUGUGCGGGCGUAAAGCGUCGCAUUUCCUCAGCCUCGCAGAGAGCCUGCGCUCCCCCGCCGCCGACCCCUUCAGCUGGCUGUUCAUCCGGCCGCCGUGGUCGCCCACCGGCAGUUGCUGCAAGGCGGUCGUCUUUGACCGCCUCAAGGCCGAGUGUGACGACAACAAGGAGAAGAAGGGCCCCUUGUUGCACUGCUUGGCGAGAGUGUUACAGCUGUUUGAGGAGGAUGACAAACAUGCUGAAGCCAUAUCCAUGUUGGAAGAGUCUUCGCAUUCAGGCUGUUUGCAGAGCUCCUAUCUCAUAUGGGAGCACAACCGCAAAGCGGCUAUGUCAGAUCCAGGCAGGUACCUCCAAUGUGUUCGAACCCUCAGGGACUAUGCUGCAAGAGGAUGUUGGGAGGCCCAGCUCUCCCUUGCCAAAGUAUGCAGCAGUGGCAACCCCCUGGGUUUGGAGGCUAAGGCCUGCGCCGACUUGGUGUCCCAACUUUUUAGAAACUCCCAGCAGGCAGAACGGCACAGCAAUCGCAAUAUCCUUAGACGAGGCAUCAAGGACACCAUGAGGUACAUUCUGGUGGACUGGCUGGUGGAAGUGACCACCAUGAAGGACUUCUCUAGCCUUACACUGCACGUGACCGUGGGCUGCGUGGACCGCUAUUUGGCGCUGUGCUCCGUCCCCAAGGUUCGCCUUCAGCUGCUCGGGAUUGCCUGCAUGGUGGUUUGCACGCGCUACAUGAGUAAGGAUAUUCUUACCAUAAGGGAAGCAGUGUGGCUAACAGACAACACCUACAAGUAUGAGGACCUGGUCCGAAUGAUGGGAGAGGUUGUCUCUGUGCUGGAGGGGAAGAUCAGGAGCCCCACUCUGCUGGACUAUGGCGAGGUGCUGCGCUCCCUCCUCCCCCUGGAGCGACGGACCACUCACCUCUUCAGCUACAUCUGCGAGCUGUCCCUGCUCUACUCGGCCCUGGCCACGUCGCCGCCCUCCGUGCUGGCCUGCGCCGUGCUGCUGCUCACGAGAGCGCUGCAUCACUACGCUCCCGUCUGGCCUAGUCAGUUGGUGGACUACACCGGCUUCUCCAAGCAAGACCUCACCCAGCUUGCUGUGCUGCUUUAUGUCAAGUGUUUCAGUCAAGAUUCUCCCACAGACUACAGACACGUGUCUCUUACUGGCGUGAAGCAGCGCUUUGAAGAUGACAUCUACCAGCACAUCAGCAGAGAGAAGGUGAUGGAUUAUAAGGAUCUGUGUCACAUCCUUGAGAUUCCUGAAGUGGAACCUCAGUUGGAGCCUCCCAGUCCCACUGGCCAACCAGCGGACAUCCACGCUUUCCUUGCUUCGCCUUCCGGCACCAGUAAACGGAGGCGCGAUGACAACAAGCAGGCGGACCGAGGCAGCCGAGUGACCACGCCCACCGCGGAGCUGUCCAAUCAGGAGCAGACACUGCUGGGCGACAUCCUAGACUGGAGUCUGGACGCUUCCUCCUCUGGCUACGAGGGCGACCAAGAGGAGAGCGAGGGGGAGAAAGAUGGAGACUUUUCGAUUAUAUCCAUCAAAAUGGAGGCUGACACAAACGCGAGACAAGAGAAUUGCCGGGCGCUUUCCAGCGACGAAGACUGCUUCAGCGAGGACGAAAGAGACCGGGCCUUGCGUCCCAAAGAGCAGGAUGGACUUUUCUUCUCCGCGGACGACCACAGUUCAGGCUACUCGUCGGUGCAGAGCGUCAGCCCGUCGUCAUCGUUGUCGUCCUCCUCUUCUUCCUCUUCCUGCUCUUCUCUUGUCCCGUGCUUGCUCAAGACUUUUCCCACUUCCCCCAACAACGCCGCUUCUGCUCAUUCCCAGCCGGGCUUCCGCCUUUUGGUCCCCAUGCCACGGCCCCGCGGCCACUCCAGCAAGCAAGUCAAGCGGAAGAACUUGGCGGCGCACAGCAGAGGUGAGGUGGAGCGAGAAGAAGAUGAGAAAGAUGGGCAGUAUUCCGCCAACGUGGGCUUCCGGAUUCUGUAGACUGUGAUGGUCAGUUAUCAUCCAGCACUUUUUCCCCUCGCCAUAGUCCUCGCUAACAGAGAGGGCGAAACUAGUUGCACCACUUCCAAAAAGUAACGGAUAUUCAUCUUUGUGUAAAGUUUCAGGAUAAACCUAAAAUGCGUUGUAUAACUUUUACUGGUGAACUUAAUUUGAUCUUCACUAAACUUUUGAAUGUACAUGUCACUCAGUUUAGGGUUUUAGUACUUUUUGCACAAUUUACUGUUCUCUAACAAGGGGCUGUUUGACAAAAUUCACAACAGGCGUUUAAUCGAUGAAGAAGUGUCAUCAGCAUGUUGCAACACCGAUACAGUGAGACUGGAAGAGUCACAGAAAAGCAGACAUGGACAUUCUUAGAAAUUUUCAUGGAUCAAAACACCUGUUGUGAAUUUUGUCAUUCAGCUUCUUUUUAGGGAAAAAGUUGUGCAAAAAGUACUGAAACGGUGAACAGUUGGCCGCACAUGUCAGAAAGCGCCUCUGCAGUUGGACGUGCAGUCAAAAGUUUCGAGAGGGUCACAUUAAGUUCACCUGUAAAAGAUUAUAGUGCAUUUUAAGUUCAUCUUGAAAUUUCAACCGAAAGCAGGAUAUCCCAAACUUUUUGCGAGUCGUGUUUGUGAGAGAGGCAUUUAUUUGUGCGCAAAAAGCCAAACAAUCCCAAUUUGGACCAAAGACAUUGGCAUUCAGGCAGGAAAAAAGGACAUUCACUUUUUUUUUUUUUUUUUUUUUUAAAUCGUAUUUAUGGUGGUAAUCGCAGAGUAACUCACGAUAUUAUCACAAUAGCAAUAAUGGAUAUAUUGGUAGAAAGGGAAAACCAAUAGAAACGAUCUCAUUGCGCAUUAAACGUGGAAAGAAAUACAAUAUCUGAAUAUGGAAAAAAAAAAAACGUUUACCAUGAAAAUAGUCUAUAACUGUUUUUGGAUAUGGAGAGUUAAUACAUGGGAACGAUACAAGCGGUUCCUCGGUUUGCGACGGAGUUCCGUUCCUACAUAUGAAAGUCGGAAUGCAACGUAGUCUAUUAUUGACCUAUGUUGUAGUAAAGUCAUAAUUGCAGUAAAUAUUUGUAUGGGGGGGGAAAAGCAAGCCCAUAAAUGUAAAACCAAGUAUGGCGGUAACUGAGAGUGCUUUCUUACGCCGCUUGCUGUUUUUAACCUUGAAAUGUCAGGACUAUUGCAAACCGAGGAGAAUCUCGUACGUUCUUAUUUGAUGUUGGUGUGUCCAUCUGUUUUGUCCCAUUUCUCAUGCAAAGGUUCAAUGUAAAGCGGUUUAAUUGUUUUUGUUUUUUUUAUCACUAGCAACGUUAAACGUAACCUCGACGGCGCUGAUUACCACACAGUACAUUUUAUUUUUUGUUUACAUGGAAGAAGAAAAAAACAAUACCUCCCAUGAUUUAAAACCUCUGGCUGUCUAUUUUGGAACCACUGGCUUUUCUCAGGACCAUUUAUUUUUAAUUUUUUUUACAAUAACCUCAUUGGAUGGUUGCAAACUGUGAGGAAACCCUAACUCAUGUUGGUGUGGCUUUUUUUUUUAUGCACUGUCCAUACAAUUGCGUCGUGUGUUUGCCAAACCACUGA
Phycodurus eques (leafy seadragon) is the source of this 4159-nucleotide messenger RNA. RefSeq names its product cyclin F (gene ccnf). Gene Ontology annotation, cellular component: cyclin-dependent protein kinase holoenzyme complex; cytoplasm; centrosome. The transcript is spliced from 17 exons. Lineage: Eukaryota; Metazoa; Chordata; Actinopteri; Syngnathiformes; Syngnathidae. Gene Ontology annotation, biological process: mitotic cell cycle phase transition; regulation of cyclin-dependent protein serine/threonine kinase activity. Bases 204 to 2570 code for a protein of 788 amino acids. The record is from RefSeq and is a predicted model, not a curated record. Gene Ontology annotation, molecular function: protein binding; cyclin-dependent protein serine/threonine kinase regulator activity.